Notodromas monacha is the source of this 6104-nucleotide messenger RNA. The record is from the annotation of a GenBank genome assembly. NCBI's taxonomy places the organism in Eukaryota, Metazoa, Arthropoda, Ostracoda, Podocopida, Cyprididae.
GCUUUCAGGCAGGAAUCUUCAAGGUCAGUCUCGUAUGGUUCGAUUGUUUGAUGAGCAUUGAUCAUUUGCGAUGAGGGUCACGUUUAUACCGUAUAUUUGUUUGGAACUAACGUUAUUACUGUUUGGUGGGUUGUUGUUUUGCUGGAUUGUGUCGUGUUGGGUAUUAUCUGUAAGCAUCAUAUUGAAGGUUUUCCUCGAAACCGUCUGGCAUCAUGCUUCCGUCCGAUUGACGCCUAGUGAUGCGCAGGAAUAUCAGAGCGCGCCUUCAGUGAAGGCCUUUAUAAGAUAACGAUCAUGUAUCUUCUGUAUUUGACCUAAUUGCAUUAAAAGCAACUUUUAAAUACGAUUAACUAAUGUAUAAACGUGUUGGUUUUGUAUAAAAAGAGAGCGUUUGCCUUACCUCUACGUGAAGUGAUAAGGUCCGGUUCUAUAUAACGAAAAAAGAGCUGCAUUUGUUGUCAUUCACCUCUUACGAGUAAUUUUAUGUUUCCUCUAGUUGUACUUAUUCUGGAGGAAAACUAUGGGAAAAUGUUGAGUUAAAACCUUCCAGGAUCCUUGUUUCGAACAACUCGUGUAGUAAAUCUGAUUGCUAAGUGCAACUGACUAAAAAUAAUAACACGAGCCCUUAAUUCCUCUCCAAUGCAAACAGCACAUUACUGGAUAAUCCUGCACUUAUGCCAACGCAGAUGUUGUGAAACUGAAGAAUGGCCGCAUUUUUUCUUCGUCUGUAUGUCAAUAGGGUUUCCAAACCUAAUCAACUAUUUGAUUUCAAUUCACAAUUUUCUGUUGUUGCGCUGCGAGGAUCGCGUUUGAAGAAUUGGCGAAAUAAAUGUGUUGAUGAUGGUACAGCACGAGAAAUCGAUGAAGGCAAUCUUUGAGAAAAAGAUUUUGAUCUUAAUUUUUAGGCGAGGGCGCGUCGAUCCUGAUCUCCUACUUCUUCUCUGAUUGAAUUAUUUUUCUUCGUGAAAAAAGUGGGAUUUGGGACGAGUGAUAUAUUUCGCGUCUACAAUGAUUUUUACCCUCCACAACGCAAAUGCUGUUUGACAUUUUCUAUUUAGUGUUGAAUAAUUAUUCUUGUUCGUAUCGCGCGGCGCUUAGUGUUGAAUCAAACCCAAUAGAAAAAUAAUUCUGCGAUGCCGCGUAAGAAGAAUUCCAAGAAAUCCGAGGGUAGAUCUACCUCCACGGCUUCAUCGUCGUCGUCUUCGGGUCUCGCGCAUCAAUCUGUGGAAACUGAGGUUGAAAAUGAUUUAAAGCAAGAAACGAUUGAAGAGAAAAGCAUUCUUGAAGAGAAAGUGCCGAGAAUCGAUGCGGGUUCCAAGUCUGAAUUCGAUGUCCAUGAGUUACAGCGAGCUGAAGAAAAAUUCGGCAUUCUUGCCACUCAGAAAAAGAAGUCUAAGAAACGUAAAAGUUCGAACUCCGCAUUGGAGUCAGAACCGAUCAGUACGGAAGACUUGGCGAGUGAACCGGUGGAAAAGAUUCAAGGACAAAAGAAAAUAUGCGCGCCUUCGGUCAAGGACAAGGAGACGUCAUCGAAUGAUGACGAGAAGAUGCGGAUCGUUCGUUCCCAGCAACUCGAAUUUAAUCAGAUGACCGAUCUGCGCAGUGCUUUAUGUGCGGAGCUGCACUAUAGACUUGGACUUGCGAAGGCUCGCACUUCGGUUCCUUCUAUCAUCGCUGCGUCUGCGGUGAAGGAUAAUCGUCCUCAAGCAACGAAACAAGCAUCGAAGAAAUCGUCCCCAAAGCGUGACGAAUCUCAAGAGGAAAUGAAGAACAAGAGCCGGAAUGUAUCCGGCCCUAAGCGUGCUUCGAACAAGAGCGCAAGCAAGGAAGAUAAAAAUACUACGGUACCGAUUGCAGUCGUCUUGGCAUGCUUGUGCAGAUUGCCAUUUGCAGCUCACCGUAGUGGAAGUUUCGUGCCUCAGUUCGCGUCUGCACGUGGUCCUUUGGGAGGUGAAAGUCUGACGAGUAUCAUUGCUGGUCGACGUGAAGAGUUGCAAAGGAAGAAAGAGGAGAUGGGGGUAUCAACCGGCAGCUCCGUUAAUGAUGAGGUCAUUAAUGCUCUGAAAUCGGAGAAGGACCAGUUGAAAGCUCGUGUAACCGAGCUUGAGGCAUUGCUGAAAAAUUUGACCUUGCGUGUUGCUUCCUUGGAGGGUGGGAAGUCGGGUUCUGGAAGUACUUCUGCUCCUCCGAAGCAACCCGAUGAAGCGAAGGCGGCUGAUGACGACGAUGACGUUGACCUGUUCGGAACAGACGAUGAGGAGGAGGACGCUGCUGCAGCCAAACUCCGCGAUGAACGUCUUGCCGCCUAUGCUGCAAAAAAAUCGAAGAAGCCGCAAAUCGUCGCAAAGUCAAGUAUUCUUUUGGAUGUGAAGCCAUGGGAUGAUGAAACGGAUAUGCAGGCAAUGGAAGAAGCCGUACGUUCGAUAAAACACGAUGGACUGCUUUGGGGAGCAUCCAAGUUUGUUCCUUUGGCCUACGGAAUCAAGAAACUCACGAUUGGUUGCGUAGUUGAAGACGAACACGUAUCAGUCGAUUGGCUUCAGGAAGAGAUCGAAAAAAUCGAGGAUUACAAAAUCAUUCUCUUCACGUUUGCGACGGCGAAGACGCUUAUAAUCGUGGCGUCUCCGUUUAAAUUCAGCAUAUAUGACUUGUGCUUUAAACCUGAUGGGACACAGUUGGUCGUUGCUGCCGGAAAUCGCGUUCUAGUUUACGACACGAAUGAUGGAUCACUCAUCCAGCCCUUAAAAGCAAGAUUCUCCGUUUUUUCGUUGUCGUUCGAAGGUCACAAAGACACUGUAGUCUGUGUCUGCUACGCCAAGGAUGGUAAGCGAUUUGCCAGUGGAAGCAUCGAUAAGCAUGUGAUCAUAUGGACAUCAAAACUUGAGGGCAUUUUGAAAUAUUCGCACAAUGACGCAGUACAAUGUUUGGCUUACAACCCUGUUUCUCACCAACUUGCAUCGUGUGCCAUAAGUGAUUUUGGGCUUUGGUCUCCGGAACAGAAAAAUGUUCAUAAAACAAAAGUUUCCUCACGCGUCAAUGCCUGUGCGUGGACGAACGAUGGGCAGUACUUGGCGCUUGGAAUGGGCAACGGCACUGUGUCAAUCAGGAGUAAAGCUGGGGAAGAAAAAGUUCGUAUUGAAAGGCCCAAAGGUCCGAAUUCAGCGGUGUGGUGCGUCGGUUGGAACCCCUCGCAAGAUGAUAAUCACGACAUCUUGUGUGUGGGUGAUUGGGGUCAAGUCAUGUCAUUUUACACUCUGAGCGGAAAGUUGAUUGGAAAAGAAAGAGCCUUAGGGUUUGACCCUUGUUUCCUGCGGUAUUUCCCACGCGGCGAGUAUAUCUUGGUUGGCGGAUCCAACAAAGCAUGCCUGCUUUACACUCGUGAAGGAGUAAAGCUGGGAAACAUUGGUGAUCAUGCCUCUUGGGUUUGGUGUGCGGCUGCUCGCCCUGACUCACACUACGUUGCCAUCGGGUGUCAAGACGGCACAAUUGCAUACUAUCAACUGGUUUUUUCCACUGUGCACGGGCUCUACAAGGAACGCUAUGCUUUCCGAGAGAACAUGACGGACGUAAUUGUUCAACAUCUGAUCACCAACCAGAAAGUCCGAAUCCGUUGUCGAGACUUGGUGAAGAAGAUUGCCAUCUACAAGAAUCGCUUGGCAGUUCAGUUACCGGAAAAAGUGGUCGUUUACGAAUCGUACGUUGCUCCCAAUGUCGCUGAUGACGGUGGCGCAGGAGAUGAAAAUUCAGGACCAGAAGCGCUUGGCUCGCAGGUGGAGGAAAUGCGGUAUAGAGCCCGGGAGAGAAUCAAUCAGAAGCUUGAUUGCAACCUUCUGGUGGUUUGCACGAAUCAUCUCAUUUUGUGUCAGGAGCGUCGCUUGCAAAGCAUGACGCUUGCUGGGAAUCGUGAGCGUGAAUGGGAGUUGGACUCUCCAAUAAGAUACAUCAAAGUCAUUGGUGGAACCCCUGGUAAAGAAGGUCUACUUUUGGGCCUGAAGAGCGGUCAAGUUUUGAAGAUUUUCUUGGAUAACGCAUUUCCGGGAUUCGUUGUGGGUUUUGCCGGGUCCAAAAUUUUCUGUUUGUACAUGUACAACAUGGAAACGAUUGAAGUACCCUUGUCCGCUCCCAUGUAUCAAUUUUUGGAGAGAGAACGUUUCAUUGAUGCGUAUGAAGUUGCCUGUUUGGGGGUAACUGAAAGUGAUUGGCAGAAUCUCGGACAUGCAGCUCUUGAAGGAUUGGAAUUGAUGACCGCGAAGAAAAGUUUCACCAGGAUCCGUGAUCUCAUGUAUUUACAGUUGGUGACGUCGAUUGAGGAUCGCCUCAGAAGGGGAGAAACUGAUAGAAGUGUAUUCGUGGCCGAUGUGCUUGCGUAUGAAGGGAAGUUCACAGAAGCCGGAAAAUUAUAUAAGAAAGCCGGAAAGGAGCAAAGUGCGUUGGAAAUGUACACGGAUCUCAGAAUGUUCGAUUUAGCUCAAGAAUUUGUUGGUUCAAGCGAUGGAAUAGAUCGAAAGCAGCUGAUAAAGAAGAAGGCGGAAUGGGCCCAGAACGUCAAUGAACCGCGUGCCGCUGCAGAAAUGUUCCUAUCUGCUGGUGAAACUCUGAAGGCGAUCAAGAUCAUGGGAGAAAAUGGAUGGGUGGACAUGUUGGUUGAAGUCGGUCGAACGCUGGACAAAGCAGAUCGUGAUGGGCUCGCAUCGUGUGCCGCAUACCUCCGAAAACUUGGACAGCUCACGUACGCCAGUGAGCUGUACAAUCGUAUUGGUGAUCAAGAGUCCAUUGUCGACUUAUACGUGGAAGCCAAACAAUGGGAAGAAGCGUUUUUAUUGGCUGAGAAACAUCCGGAAUUCCGCCAACGCAUUUAUAUGCCCUACGCGCAACAUCUGGCAGAAAUUGACAAUUUCAUCGAAGCACAGCAAGCUUUUCAUCGAGCCGGUAGACUUGAUGAAGCAUUCCAUGUACUGGAGCAGCUGACUGUGAAUGCUGUGAACGAGCGAAGGUUCAAUGAUGCUUCGUAUUAUUAUUGGGUCCUUUCCAUGCAAUACCUGGAAGUUGCUGGAGAAAAUGCUGACACCAAAGACGCUAUGUUACGUGGUUUUGAACAAUAUCAACGUCGAGCUGAAGUUUACUACACAUACCACGUCGUCCAGCGAUAUACGGACGAACCCUUCACGUCGUACACAUCGGAGCAAUUGCUAAAUGUUGCCCGAUUCCUUGUGCAUUGUCUCAUGCACCCUGGAAGUGGUAACCAAAGUUCGGCUCCACGUGGAGUAUCCCGAUUUUCGGCGUUGUAUGCUUUGGCGCGCCAAGCGAAGAAUCUUGGCGCAUUCAAAACAGCGCGAUAUGCAUUAGACAAGCUGCAACAAGGUGUUCGCAUCCCAGUGGAUUACCAGGAGGCUGUUGACCUCGCUGCGAUUUCAAUACGAUGCAAGCCGUUUCAGGACAACGAUGAUCUAAUGCCGCAUUGCUAUCGAUGUUCGACGACCAAUGCCCUAAUAAACCAGCGAGGCGACAAAUGUUUGAACUGUUCACAGCCAUUCGUGCACAGUUUCAUUCAUUUUGAAAUUCUGCCUUUGGUGGAGUUCGUUCUUGAUCCAGGUAUCACAGACGCCGAAGCUGUGAAAUUGAUAGAAGCUGCGCCUGGUGCUACCGAGUUGCUAGCGGGAAGUGGUGAAAAAGACAAACGUAGUUGGAAGGAAGAAAGGUCCGGGAAUGCCCAGGCUUUACGGCUUGAUGAGGACGAUGACGAAGAGGAAAUGAUACGCAUGAGCUCUGGCAUUGGAGAACGAGAUGAAGAUUCAGAUCCUUUCUCAUCGAAAUUGCUUGCUUAUGAGGGUGGCGGAGCUGAUUAUUACCCAAUUCACGUUGGACGGAAAGCGCUGAUAUCUCUGGAACCCUCCGAAGUCAUUAUUUGCGUGUGGCCACCGCCUUUGAAAAAUCGGUACUACCGCAAUCUCUUGCCAGAUAUGUCAAUAUCGAAAUGUUCAUCCUGCAAUAGGUUAUUCUUGACGGAAGACUGGGAAUUGAGCAUUUUGCAACAUGGACAUUGCCCGUUUUGCAGAGCUGUACAGUUUACCGGAUCCGGAGAGAAAGAAUCCCCAAUUUUCUGA